AAGCAGCUAUCAUUAUGAUGAAUUUUAUUGUACAUUGUCAUUUGCUACGUAUUUACAAUUAAUGACAAUGAUUGUUUUAAUUUUGGGUUCUAUUUUGCUCAUCUGGAUAAUCUAUAUUCUUAAAGGCUUUUAUGAAUAUUUAACCUAUUGGCGACGACAAUGUGUUCCUGGUCCUAAGUUUUUCAAAUUUAAAUGGACAUAUCAACCAUUUCAUGAGGUCAUGUACGAAGGUACUCAACUUUAUGGACCAAUACAUGGUGUUCUCACUCCUCGCUGUCAUUUGCUUGUUAUUAAUGAUAUUGAUGUGGCCAGAGAAUUAUAUAUCAAACAAUUUCAUAAAUUUCCGAUUCGUUAUUCGUUUUGGUUCGGCUACAGUAACAUCGAUAAGAUAUUAUUCUUUAUGCCAGCUAAUGAUGAUUGGAAACGUAUUCGUUCGUUAAUCACACCAGCAUUCACCACUGGCAAAUUGAAACGAAUGAUCGAACCGAUUGAAGAGAUCAAUGUGAAUUUUAUUCGCCAUCUUCUAAAAUUUAGUGAAAGUGGUGAAGAAUUUGAUAUGAAAAUAUUAACUGGAGCUUUCUCCAUGGAUGUGAUUGCACGAUGCGCUUAUGGUAUUGAAAUUGAUUCACUUAGUCAACCGGAUCAUCCGAUCGUAACUAAUGCAAAAAAAAUUUUCGGUGUAGACGCCACUUUUAGUUAUGUGAUGUGCAUUAUGUUUCCGAAAAUAGCAAAAUUUUUUCGGCUUGAAAUGACUGAUAUGAAAACUGUUCAGUACUUUGAUGAUCUGACAUCCAAAAUCAUUCAAAAACGAAUUGAAUCAUCAUCCGGAAAACAAAAUCCUGAUUUGAUUGGAUUGAUGAUUGAAAGUGCGAUUGAAGUAAAUGGAACUGUUGCGAAAAAUGACAUGCCAAAAGGUAUAAGCAAAGAUGAGAUUUCGGCUCAAGGUAUCUUAUUUUUUAUUGCCGGAUUCGAUACGACCAAUGCAACAUUGACUCACAUUUUCUACUACCUCAUUAAACAUCCGGAAUGGCAGGAAAAACUUCAUGAUGAAUUAUCAGUUAUCAGUCAUGAAAAAUUCGAUUAUGAAAAACUCAAAGAGCUAUCGAUCUUGAAUGCAAUCAUUGACGAAACUUUGCGAUUGAAACCCCCAUUGCCUAUGAUCGAUCGUGAAUGUAUAGAACCAUAUCGAAUUGAAAGUCAUAACAUCGAAAUACCAAAGAAUUCAAUGAUAUCGGUUCAGCCAUAUGUCCUACAUCGUGAUCCCAGAUAUUUUAGGUAUCCUCUUGAAUUUAGACCGGAGAGAUUUUUAGACAAAACAAAAUUCAAUGACAAUCUAGCUGCAUACAUCCCAUUCGGUCUUGGUCCCAGACUUUGUGUUGGUAUGCGAUUCGCAUUGAAUGAACUUCGUUUAGCUUUAGCAAAUUUUGUUAUCAACUACAAAUUGGUUCCAAAUCCAGAUAUCAAGCUUGAAUAUUAUAAUGGAAGCAUGUUGAUGAGCCCUAAAAAGUUAAUGGUUCGAAUUCAACAACGUUGAUAUUUGAUUUGUUUUUUGUCAAAUUCCAAUUCUCAUCAUCAAUACAUGACGAGUAUCUAAAGAUUUUUCUAAUACCACGAUAAAUAAAGAUCGUCAGAGUUCAAAUCAACCAAGAUCCCCUAAUUAUUCUAUUU
Molecule: messenger RNA, 1668 nt
Organism: Dermatophagoides pteronyssinus (European house dust mite)
Lineage: Eukaryota; Metazoa; Arthropoda; Arachnida; Sarcoptiformes; Pyroglyphidae
Product: cytochrome P450 3A24-like
Molecular function (GO): steroid hydroxylase activity; oxidoreductase activity, acting on paired donors, with incorporation or reduction of molecular oxygen; heme binding
Source: RefSeq, a predicted model, not a curated record